Molecule: messenger RNA, 813 nt
Organism: Knipowitschia caucasica
Lineage: Eukaryota; Metazoa; Chordata; Actinopteri; Gobiiformes; Gobiidae
Source: the annotation of a GenBank genome assembly
AUGUUUUUAAUCCUCAUCAAACGAAUUGACCAAGGGACGGAGAACGUGAUCCAGGCCUGUGUGGAGAACGGCGUCCCCAGCCUCCUCUACACCAGCAGCAUGGAGGUGAUCGGCCCCAACCACAACAGAGACCCCUUUGUUCGGGGGAGUGAGGACACGCCGUACCAAGUCAUAAACCAUAUGCCAUAUCCAAGGAGCAAAGCUGAGGCAGAGAGACUGGUGCUGGAGGCCAACGGGAUCCAGGUGCAGGGCGGACAGACGCUGUGCAGCUGCUCCCUCAGACCCACAGGGAUCUACGGCGAGGGCCACCAACUCAUGAGGGAGUUCUGGGAGGAGUGUGUGAGGAGGGGGGGGGUCCACGUGGGGGGCAUCCCGGACCAGGUGGAGCAUGGGCGGGUCUAUGCAGGUAACGUGGCGUGGAUGCACGUGUUGGCGGCCCGCGCUCUCCGGGAGGCGCCGCAGAGCGUGGCCGGUGAGGCGUUCUUCUGCUACGACGACUCUCCGUACAAAAGCUACGAGGACUUCAACAUGCAGUUCUUCGCCGCCUCCAACUUCCGGCGCGUGCGAGUCCCUCUGGUCCUCCUCUUCCUCAUGGCCUUCAUCAACGACCUCCUGCGCUGGAUCCUGAGCCCGGUCUACAACUACACGCCGCUGCUGAACCGCUACACGCUGGCGGUGGCGUCGACCUCCUUCACGGUGGGCACGGACAAAGCCUUCAGGCAUUUCAAAUACACUCCUCUGUACAGCUGGGACCAGUGCCGACAAAGGACGCAGGAGUUUGUGGAUUCGUUUGGGCGCGAUAAAAGAGCGUGA